Molecule: messenger RNA, 7825 nt
Organism: Harpegnathos saltator (Jerdon's jumping ant)
Lineage: Eukaryota; Metazoa; Arthropoda; Insecta; Hymenoptera; Formicidae
Exons: 6
Coding region: 659-4888 (1409 amino acids)
Biological process (GO): response to starvation
Cellular component (GO): nucleus
Molecular function (GO): cis-regulatory region sequence-specific DNA binding; DNA-binding transcription factor activity, RNA polymerase II-specific
Source: RefSeq, a predicted model, not a curated record
GAAAUAUUUUUCGCUACGUAUUUUUAAAGCGGAGGCUCCGUCGCGAUUUUGUGUCGGAAUGAAAUAAAAGUCAGAUCAUAGAACCGCAUGCGUUUGCGAUAUUGAACGCAUCGAAGAAAUUGAAUCCUCACUGACAAAUCCUUACUGGCUACCUCAGCUCUAAAGCGGUGCCGCUGCUAGUCGUCGAUUAGAUAGUCUCCUCGUCCGUUUUCUAUUCUAAUUCUGAUGCUAUUCUGGUAUCGGUGAUGGCAGCCAAUAGGCAACGCGUUCACCCAGCUACGUUACGCUCGUUGCUCUUCGUUCUUCGCAUCUUCAGCCUACGUGCACCACCAGUAACACCCCCUUCUUCCCCGUGCCGAAGACAGUCGCUCUCGGGGCAUCGCGUGCGAUAGAUUAAUCCUGCGUAUCCCGUCGCUUGUACUCAGCCCUAGUCGAUGUCGUUCUUUAUCAGCCCGCCAUCGGCUCUCAUCGUCCGAUCUCACCUAUGUGCCUGAAUCGAUUCGCCCCCCUCCCCCCCGUCCGCGUCGGGCGAGCUGGAUUAUUCCAUCUGAACCGCACGGGCAGUGCUCCUCUGAGAGAGCGGUCCUGAACUAGUCGUCAGAAUUAUCGCCUAACGAGGCAAUAACGAGCAGGAUAACGCUCACUAAAGAAAAAGUGCAUGAUGCAGUGGCGUCGGCAGAAGAGGAUCACCCAUGUGAUCGGCUCCUCGAAUCAUGUGCUGCUCUUAGCGAGGUACCAAGACGCUCCGCCUGGUGAAGAGGACGAGGAAGAGGGUUUGCGGAAGGAAUACGUGAAGAGCCAGGAUAAGGAGGCGAACGCACAUACCAUCGAUCGCAACGGGCAGAGCGGUUACAAACCACGGCGAUGCGGCACCGGUACCAGCGGUAGUACGAGUGGCUAUGCUAGUAGUAGCUCACGAUCGCAUCGGGAUGAGAGCUCGGGCUCGCCGUCGCAACCUAAGAUCAUUUUCAACGAGGACGAAUACACGAGGAUUACGACACCACGGCAAGACGUCCUCUUUAAGAAGGGUUACUUGUCGCGCAAGAAGCCUUGGACCGGUAACGCGAGCACCAGCGCCACACCGUCGACCACGGAGAGUCAAUCGGCGUCACAUUCCACCGCAGACGGCAGUGAAACUACAGAGGAUCAGCAGUUAUUGGAUAGGGACAGUGGAACGGGAGAAUAUCCGCCCAUGGUAGAGUCGGGAGCGCAACUAGGAUACGGAACGUUUUAUGAUCACUCGAGCGGCUACUACUACGAAUACCCUGUGAUGUUGGUCGGACCUGCGCCAGUACCUGCUCAAGUCGGACCAAGUGUUUUAGCUGCUGUACCCUGCGGCCCAGUGCCUCUAAGGCCGAUCGAGUGGAUCAACCCUGCCUUCGUGCCUAAACUUGCCAAUCAACCGUACUGCUUAAUGGAUUAUCAGACUAGUCAAAGCACAGAAACGGCUACGAUAAUGGAGGAGCAUAGCGACACGAUGGUGACGGAAGCCCCCAACGGUACGUGGAACGAGAGCGGCACCGGUAGUGCCAGUUGUAGCGGCAGCGUGGUCGAGGAAGUCGAUACCGAAGAGAUGAACAGCUCGACGAAAACGACGAUAACGACGACGACGACGACAACGAUAGAACAGCCAAAGGAGCAGUUCGUUGAGGAACAACAAUAUCCGGAGCAACAUCAUGAACAUCUUGAGGGUCAGCCACAGCAGCAGGAGCAACAGCAGCACCAGCAGCACUUGGAGAAUGGCGGCGUGACGACGGAGGUGGAUCCGUACUUGGAGCCGCUGAUGCUGCAGGAACCACCUUCGAUGCACAUGUCGCACGUAGUGCCAGCCGUGCCGCAACCGUACAUAUAUCCCGGCCACUACAUGUUCGGUCCGCCCUUGGUCAACGUUAAUGGUGUCACCAUCCAGGGCGGACCAUUGGUGAGAACUAUGGACAUAGCGGCUGUGACAAUGGCUUGCGGCAAACGAAGAAAGAAAAGAAAGAAACGAAAGCAGAAAAGACCUAUUUUGGGUAACACCGAAGAUGAGGAGGAAGGAGAAUACAGUUCCGAAUGUGAUAACGAUUUAUCGUCUUCCCGACUGCCUUGGUCGGAUUGUCCGGUCACCACAAUUACAACAACGACGACGAUGACGACGACGGCGGCGGUGGCGAAACCUCGGCCACUCAAUCCGGAGUGUCAGGAAUUUCAGUUACGGCCGGCGCUGCAAUUCCAAAUCUUCUCUAGUCUUGUGGAGACGUCCGCCGUGGCCGAAAAUGCUACAACGUAUGCCAACGACGCACCGGAUGCAUCAUCGUCGAUCAUCAUCGCCGAGACGGAACCCGCGGGUCUCAGUCGCGAGUUUGACGAGAUACGCGACGUCUCGACGGCGCAAUGUUCAACGAACUUUGAAGACGCGUCUGCGUCGACGAUCCGCGAAAACUCGGAGCAGCUCGUCGCGCAGCAGAUGCCAUCGGGAAACGUUCCGCAGUUGGCGAUUUCGAUUGGACCCAAGCCAAAAGACAAGAACAUUAAGGUUAACGGUCGCGUGGAUUUGAUCGAGGAUUUGGAGACGGUAGCAACGAGCGAGAUCGCCUUCACGGGAGCGAAGAACGACAGCGUGUCGAUCGACAAUACGACGCUCUUCGGCAAAAACGACACCGUCGAGAACGAUAACGACUCGGCGGCCAUGGCCGAUGUGAUAAAACGCGAUUUGCUCAAGAGCGAUGAUAAUAGCGUCACCACGGAACUGCUGAAUAAUCAUAUCAAGCGCAAGAACAGCAAGGCAGUUUUAACCAACGGUAAGGCGGGCUUCAAACGCCACGGCAAGCUAACGGAGCAGAUAAACGCUCCCGACAAGUCGAGAUCGCAGAGUCCUCAGGUUGACGAUACGUUCACCGAUGAAUCACGUCCAAGUCUAGUCAUGUCCAAAGCGAACGCAACAGUAACGAACGUCAAUGUACUGGUGAAAGAUGAAGAGGAGGAGGAGGAGGACGAGGAAGAAGAGGAGGAGGAACAGGAGGGGGAGGAACGGCAGAAGACUCAUCGAGCUUCAUGGCAUUGCAAUAAUUCGUCCGUCGUGCAAACAAUGACUGCGUCAUCGUUGACGCAGCCGAAAAAGUACAGCAAGAAAAGUCCGAAAUUCGUGAGGGAGCCUACACCUGGGCCGGAUCUGGGUGACCAGGCGACGCGCUCGGACAUGGAGAACGGCAAAAUGGUCGUGCGUCGGCUCGAAUCUGUCGAGCUGCCGGAUGACACGCGCGUAGCAUACGCAGGUCGCGACGACGCUGCUGAUACGAAUGUACUACUCGGCAAUGACGACAGCAAGACUAAGACGACCAUAAGUCAGGAGACGGUUGAGGGUUCCAAUGAGGAUUCCGGUUUCGAGAGUCAGACUCGAUUGUCGAAGUAUCCGAUUACAGCCGCGGUGACAGAGUGGCUGCGUCGUACCAAUUCGCCGGACAUGUUCCUCACACCGGUGUCGACGUCGGACAGCGAGACAGACGGCGACGAGGAUGAUGAUGAAGAAAUAAAUACAAAGCCGCCAAAAAACUUGCAAGGCAACCCCAUGCCUGCACUAUCUGUUAAUAGCGGCGUCGACAACAGUGUCACUACGACGUUGUCGCGUACGGCUAGCUGCGGCGAAUUCGCAAAGUCCAACAACAACCAUAACAACAACAAUAACAACAACAACAACAAUAGCAGCAACAACAUCAGGAUGAUCGAUCGAGUGGAGACGAACGGCACGUCGCUGAUCGGCAGGCGCAAGAAGGACACGGCAGGUGCAACGAGGAGAAAAACAGCAACGACAAAGAAGACCGACAAGCGCAACGGCAGAAACGUUGAUGAGAAGACGCAGAAGCACUUGGUUUCCUCGUUGGUCCCUUGCCACCGAUUAGAGAACAUCGUCGGCGCCGCGAAGCUGAAGAAUCCGUCGGAGAGCAGUGUUGGUGACAUUUGCGAAUUUACUCAGAAGGAUAGCGUUGCGGGUAUGAGGGUUGCUUUAAGUUCUCGGAUAAAUUCGAAGAGAGUCAACGCAAGACGAGCCAAGACAUUGCGUAGGAUCAAGAGAGAUCCCGUGGAGAAUAUUGAUAUCAGGAUGCGACGUAUAGACGACACGAAGAACGUGAAGAACGACGGCGGCGGCGAAACUGCCGACAACAGCGUAAGCGUGCGAACGUUUGAGAAGGGGGAGAUUAUCGUCUCGAAAGAUGGCAGAUUAUUGCCGACUUCCUCGUACGAGCAAGUACCAUCCGACGAUCGAGAUACCUCGGAGUUAACGACGAAAACGAUCGCCGUCGACAUGAUCAACGAAAACGUGCGGGAGGAGGAGGCGAGGAACAGUAGCGAGAAUGACGAAAACAUGAUGAUGUCCUCGGUUAGCAUAGAGGAACCCGACGUGUUGGAGUGCUGGGAGGCGGAGACCAUCGAGCCCGUGAUCACACCGAAGCGAAUGUUACAGAGCCCUGGUGUCCUGUGCGAGGGUGAAGCCGUGGAGGACGACAGUUUGGAAGUCGAGAAGGCCACCGUGGAACAUGUGCGCAAAUACUACAGACUGGACAGCAGCGCUAUCAGCAUUGAUGGGGAGUCGAGCGAAUUGAGCGUUCGCUCGGUAGUAUCGGUUCCGAAGUCGAGAAUAGUGCCAAAUAAUCCAGGGAAGAUGAUCGAGCAUCUCCGCGGCGUCGAGGAGAUCCCGAUCGUCAUGCCGGACAAAAGUCGGGACAUUAUUUUGGGAGACGAGAAGAUACCGGUCGACGAGGCGUUCGAGGUGUACGAGAGCUGUUAUACCGCUGGGAAAUCACCAUUCCCAGCGCCGUUCGACUCGAGCAUGUUCAAACAACAGCGGCCAUUACUCCAGAACGGCGACGGCCCGAUACCGUGCAGAGCGGUGUGCUGUAACAUACAAUAAUGACAGAAGCAAAAUCUCUCUCAUACACAUCCCCCAUCGUACACGUGCGCGCACACACACACACACACACACACACACACACACACACACACACACACACACCUACAUACAUACAUACAUACAUACAUACAUAUACACGCACGCAUACGCGCGUGCGCGAACUAUUCCACGCAAUGAAGAAAGCGCGGAAUAUAUCGUUACAAUAUAGAUAGAGUAUUACAAGAUAUACUUAGAAUGUAUUGUAAUAAUAUGUUACCAUGGUCUCGCAACAAGGUGAUUCAGUUUUUUCCAAAAUAAGCCGUUGACGUUACACUUCUCCGGGUAUAUCGCGCCAUGUGUGCACGCGUGCACACAUAAUACGCGCGUAUGCAUCUCAUGUUGUUCGGAAAAAUAAUUAGAAAAAAAAAUUACCUCGUUGGGCAAAUUGUUCUCUUUUUCGAAAGCCCAACGAGACGCGCUCAAGCGAACUGAACGAUGUUAUCUUGAAAACGCGUGAAUCGCGUUUCCAUUUUUGUAAAUAGUUUUAAGGUUUUGUUUAUGAUCAUAUUUCAUCAUUUAAAGAAUUUUCAAGAUUUUAUGUAUGAGAGGCAUACAUUGUAGUCACUCUACGAUAGCAUUUUACCUGUCAUUAUACACUUUGACUACCAUGUUAUCAUGUUGGAUGAUGUGUGAGGUUCCGAAGGUCUCUCUCUCUCUCUCUAUAUAUAUAUAUAUAUCUCUCUAUCCCUUUCUUUCUCUCUUUCUCUUAUCACUUAUUUGCGAAUGUCUUUGCGGUUGAUGCUUCCGCAUAUGAAAAAAUGUCAAUUUCAUAGCUCACAUGAAAAAGAGACGGCUUGCAUUACGAUUAAGUAACAAGUUAAACGUUAAAUGUGUGCGCGCGCGUGUAUGUAUGUGUAUGGAUUGCGAAAAUAGAUAUAAUUAUCUCUUCAUUGAUAUAGUUGGUUUCAAGUUAUCAGACGGUAUAUUUUAUACAUAAUCACACAUCGACAGAGAAUUUGGGCCUAGUUGAUAAGGUUCACAUCUUAAAUCCAGCAUGAUAGUCAAAAUGUUAGGUAUAUUGCCAUGUGUCAUUGUUCAUUGUAAUCAUAAAUUGGAGAGAUUUGUAACGUUCGAUGUCAGCUUUUAUCAGGAUCGAGCUUAUCAAAAGAAAAUAUAUUGUUUUUUUAUGAAUAUAUAAGAGAACGUGGAUUUUAUUUUAAAUGAAAUGAAACUUCAAUGCACGAGGAAAUGCGCGCACGUGCACACAUACACACACACACACACACACACACACAGAACACACACGCGCGCGCGCGCGCGCGUGAAGAGGCAUAUAUAAAAUAUGUGCCAGACUGUUAUUUUUAACAUUCUCGCUACAAUAUCUCAUAACGCACUUUGCCAAAAUGAUAAAAGCAUUAUUUUUACAAUCUAUAUAAAAGACACGAAUAUUAAAAAAGACUAAGAGUUAUUAUAUCAUGUUGGAUGGCCUUCGCUUAGGGAAGUUUUAAUCGCUCACAAUUAUUCGACUCAACGUCAUCAGAAUAAACCGCAUUCAUUCGUAAGAUUUUGAUUUUUCUUCGGUCUUAUUUUUUUCUGUUUUAUUAUUUUUUUAUUUUCCCUUUCAAUUUGUUUUUCUUUCCUUUCGUCGAAAAUGGAUGUAUUAUAUACAUAUUAUAACCGAGAAAGAUCGAUAAAGAGUUGAGAAGUUCUAGAGAAAUAACAUAUGCUUUUAAGUAGCGUACAUAUUAAUCAUGCAGAAAAUAAUAUGACGUUUUUGUAGAAGUACUAGUUGAAAAUGGGCGGCAGUAAAAACAAUGAGCUACAUUAGACCUUGCCUUAGCUGUUACUAGGAGAUACGAGAGAAUAAGAUGUAUAUAAAAAGAAAGCUUAUAAGACAGUUAAGGAGUAAAUCUACAUUCAGUCAGAGAUCACGGGAGACUAGGUCUAUUUCUAUUUUUUGUCCUUUUGUUUUCGUUUCUUUUCUUUGAUAGACAUCGAUUUCGAUGGACUCCAGAAUCGGAUGAAUGCACCGCAAGGACGUAUUAUAUGUAUUUACACAUACAUAAAAGCUGCACUUGUUAAAGACAUGAUCCACGCUUCAGUUGAUUUGUGUCAGAGACAGAAAGAUCGAGAAGUAUCGUAUCUUAAGCUGCGUGUCGACGUGAGUCUAUUAACAUAGACGAUUGACAUAUUCGUUUGUAAAAAAUCAUAAUUCUACAUACCGUAUACAUGAUAUAUCAUAACACGUUAACAUACCUCAGAAAAAUGUGUAAAUAAAGUAACGAUCAUCCAGACGUUAGCACAAGACGCAUAUAAUGAAUGAUAAUAAAUAUUAAUAAAAUUAUUACACAUUAAUGAUAUGAUAAUAAAGCGCUGGCAAAUUAUGGAUAAUGAGAAAAGAACGAUUGAUGAAGAAACUAUUCUAACGUAACAGCAAUAUAUAAAUACCAUUGUUCCUGCAAAGCUCUAGUUUCGUUAAGCAUGAUCUAAAUGUAUAUGUGUGUGUAUGUGUGUGUGUGUGUGUGUGUGUGUGUGUGUGUGUGUGUGUGUGUGCGCGCGCGCGCGUGCGUGCGUGCGUGCGUGCGUGUGUGCGCGCGCGUCAUAAAUCAUUUCCAAGAUAAUCCGUAGCUCGGAUAGAAAGACGUUUGUUCACACAAAUAAAAAAUACAUUUAAAGAUAAGUACGAAUAUAUAUCGUUAUGUUAAUAAAAAUGCGCGUUGCAUCAAUUGUGUGCCUUAUUCUGUGGCGGCCGUUUUUGUAACUAUUUCAGAUCACUCUUCUUCAUAAUAGUCAGUAGUGAGAUCGAGGUAUGAUUAAGCCUUGUUAAAAUUGAUGAAGAGCGAAAAGGAAAGAGUGAGAAGAAAAAGAAAUUUUGCGGGAGAUUCGCCCGUGCGCCGCAAUAAUGAUCCUCUUAUCGGGGCAUGCACACCCAAAAAAUAAAACGGACUACUCAUUUAA